Molecule: messenger RNA, 387 nt
Organism: Mucor mucedo
Lineage: Eukaryota; Fungi; Mucoromycota; Mucoromycetes; Mucorales; Mucoraceae
Exons: 1
Coding region: 43-339 (98 amino acids)
Source: RefSeq, a predicted model, not a curated record
UCUCAUUUCAAUAUCAAAUUUUAUAUUAAUAAACAAGAAAAAAUGAGCUCAAACAAAGGAACUAGCCACACUGGACCAUCAAACAUUGCCCAUGCCGAAGCUGCUUUAGGUGCUGGUCGUCCAUAUGAAAAGUCCAUGGAAGGUCACAACGAAAUGUUCAAUAGCGUCAAGGAAUUAGAAGAACAUAACAAGAAGCAAUUCUCUCACGGUCAUAGCAUGAAGCAAUCUCGAGGUGAACGUAUCGAUAAUGAAUUAGCUGAAGAAGAUAAGGAGACCGUUGAAAGAAUGAACGAAGCUCAUAGACAAAGAGAAGAAGCCAAGCACAGAAAGGAAGAUUAAAAACAUUUGUAACAUUUUGUAAAUAAAUAAAUAAAUAUUCUGCAUAAA